UCUAGUUAGCACUCUUUGGUUUUGGAAACGACAUUUUGCCGUUUUUAAUAUUGUUCAAGCGAUGCAGACGUACACUCAACUUCACAAAUCUACUUUAAAGUUAUAGCCUAGUUCACAUGAAGGCUGAGCAUGACUAACUUAUUGCUGAAUUUCCCUUGUGGUUGCUGGAUUAUUCUGACAGGAUUUAUUACAUGUUUUGCUCCUUUGCUCAAAUGCAUUGAAGUUGGCAGAGGUGAAAGUAGUAUUCUUUUUGUUAUUUUGUCACAGUCCAAUGAUUUCCAUGUUAAAGAAGCAGAGAAAUUUAGGCAUCAUUUCAAUAGCCAAUUGGAUAACUUAGACAAGUCUUCUUGGCCUCAAGUACUGUUUACACAUGAACAUUUCCUAGAUAUACCUGGUACUUGGACUAUAUUCCCUUUGAUUGAUCAAUUAGUUCAUCUGCAUACUGGCUGGUCCUGGGUUUUUAUUUGUGAAGAGGACACAAGAGUUGAUAUAAAUGCCCUAACAAGGCUUUUACAGUCCAAAAAUGCAUCUGAGCAUCACUUUCUUGGAAGGGAAUUACGUGAUCAUGAAACAACAAUCAUCCAUCAUUUUGCAUUUUCAGACAACCCUUUACAGUUUGCCUACCCAGACUUUAGAGCUGGAUUUGUCUUGAGCAUUUCUCUUGUAAAACAUUUGCAUAACAGGCUGAAUAAUGAAAAGCUAAAAAUUGAAUUUUCGAUUGACCCCAAACAUGAAUUUGCUUUGUUUGUUUGGGAUGAGGGCAGAGGUACACCAUUAGUGGGGGUGAAAGAGUUUUGCUCUGUGGACCAAAGCUACAGUUCAGGUUGCAUCACAAGGCAGCUGUUCAAGUUCCCAGACUGCAAUGAGGCAAUCAAGGAGGAGGAUCUGUUUGUGGCUGUGAAAACAUGUGAAAAAUUCCACAAUACUCGAAUUCCAAUAGUGAAAGCAACAUGGGGUAAAGAAACAAAAUAUAUUGAAUACUUUAGUGAGAUAGAAGACAGGAGCAUUCCAACAACAAAACUUGAUGUGCCCAAUACAGAGAGAGGCCACUGCAGCAAAACCAUGGCAAUUAUCAAAAGAAUCAUUGAAUCACAGAAUCUUUCCUCUAUACCCUGGGUUCUUAUAGCAGAUGAUGACACCAUCAUCAAUCUAAGCAGAUUGCGCUCACUCCUGGCUUGUUACAAAGCUCAACAGCCUGUUGCUCUAGGUGAGCGCUAUGGCUAUGGCUUGAUCAGAGGUGGUGGUUAUGAUUAUAUUACUGGGGGAGGAGGCAUGGUGUUCUCCCAGCCAGUGCUGAAGUUCUUGUCACUAAGCUGCAGGUGCUACACAGAAGAUUCACCAGAUGACAUGACAUUAGGGAUCUGUCUAAAAGCUGGCCAUGUGCCAGUAACACACAGCCGUUUUUUUCAUCAGGCUCGACCUGACGAUUACAGCAGAGAAUUUUUGAGUAACCAGUUACCUGUGUCUUUCCACAAACAUUGGAACAAUGACCCUUACAAAGUGUAUACAAGCUUGACAUCUUCCAGUUCUGCUAUGAAAGAAAAUGGAGUGAAGUCAAAACAUACGAGGAAUUCCAUUGCUUGCCUACUUUCUUCAAACUUCAGGACAGCUUAAACCCCUAAAUGAAAUACGUGAUUUAAACUGAUUUUUUCUGUUCUAAAUUAUUUAGAGUGAUUUAAAUGAUUGAAAAAAAAAAUAUUUUGCCUACAAAUUUGAAUAUAUUUAUGAAGAAAAUAUUUUUUUUAAUGUAAUUUGAGGCGAAAAAAAAACACCCAAAAAUAUGUAAUUUUUGUACACAGUAUCUCAAAAACUACCAAAGAUAUUCAAAUAAAACUUUGCACAUUUAUAGUUUAUUAUAUCUAAAUCUAUGUAAACUAGAAAAAAAAAGAUUGCUGCAAAAAAAAAAAAUAAAAACAAAUUAAUUUUACAAGUUUGCAUUGGACUUUUUCUUAAAAAAAGAGGGGGUAGGGAAAAGAAAAAUUUUGUUGGGAAAGAAGUAUUAUAGAUCUAUAGAAAUAACUAGUUUACAGAGAUCUACAUAUAUUCCUGCAGCUGUGUGCCAAAUUUCAUAGAUACAUCAAUAACUUUUAGAGAUAUGAUGUACGAGAGUAAUUGUUUUUGAAAAUGAGUAUUUAAAGGAAAUGAUAAAAAUGUGAUUUAAAAAGCUGACAAUUCUAGGAAAUGUUAUUUUAAUGAUUUCCUGCUACAUAAUAAUCAUCAUUAAGGUCUCUAGUAUUGGUUUUGUUUCUUCUUAUUUUAUUUUCUGGUACAUUUAAGUUUUUUUCAGCUCUCGUAAUAUUUGCAAUAUUUUUAAACACAGAAUGACCAAAAUAAUUACAUUUAAGGCUUACAAUGUUGAAAAUGUGUAUUUAACCAGUUUGCCUUUAUUUAAAUACAAUAAGGGGUCGUUCUAAAUGACGUCACGCAAAAAAUGACCUUUUUUUUACCCCCCCCCCCUCCCCCUUCUUGUCACAAAGUAUCAUAAAUUCUCAGCCCCUCCCCCUCCCCCCUCUGCAUCACGUCACAAAAUAAUUAUUUCAAUUAUCAUUUUAAUAACUUUCCAGUCAUUCUUUUCAUUCACUACUAGGUAGCCAAAACCAAAGUAGCCCAUUUGUAAGGUUUCAUGUUUUAGUCAAAAUUUGACCACUGCACACCUCUCAAACAUAUCUAACAAUAGGUUAGAUAGUUGUAAAAUAAAAUACACAUUGUCUAAAUUUCCACCUUCCAGUUUAGAAAUUGGUGCUGUGAAUUGGUGCAAAUAAAUAACCAAAUAUUUCUUUAGAUAUGAUGUCAGUAGUACUGGUGUGCUGCACAAUUUAUAGUUCUUAAAGUAAGUAGAAUUUGAAACAUACAGGAGGUUCUCUGGUUACAUCAAUCUCAAGUUACAAUGUUUUAUGGCUACGCCACAUGUCUUCUAUACUAUAUUGAUUAUAAAAAGCCUUGUUUUGUAUUCACAUUCCCCUGUUUCUCCAGCACCUUCUGCAGCUUCCUCCUCCCAAUAGACAUGUUCUUUUUUAUAUCUGUUUUAGUUCAUAAAUAAUUAUUGUGGAUAUUUCCUGAUUUUUUGUUGGUAAUUAUGCAGGGUACUGUGUUAAGAUUACAAUUACAGUAUUGACAUACAGUAUGUGCAUAUUUUCUAACUUACACCGAAAAUCAGUUUACCGCACUACUUAGGAACGGAUCAACAUCAUAUCCGAGGACCCCUUUGUUAAUUUUCAUUUUACUUUGUCGUUUAAUGUUGUUUUUUUAUCAAUAAAAUUUAAUGCUUUCAUAAUUUUAUUACACAUUAAUGUUUUUAAAAUCUAUUAAAUGUAUGCCAAAUACAGAAAUUCAUUGUUUGGCAUUGCACCAUAUUUCACAAAUCCACUACCAAACUUUAUAGUGUUAAUAAUGUUUUCUACUCCUUCACUGUUAGUGCAGGGGUCUUGAAGUUUUCUUCUAUAAUUCUCGACGUCCUUCACAAGAACACAUUUGUUCAGUUUUUGUGAAAUGAUUUGUCUCAAUUCUGAAUGUGGUAUUUUGGUGUCAACCAUCAAAUCCACAGUUUCGUGUGGCUUUUUUUUUCCUAUUUACUGGAUAUACAAGUGCAGUCUGAAAAUAAUUUAAAAAUUGUAUAUAGCUAUUGGAAAUCAAUAUUGACAGGUGAAAAUUCAUGAGAGAUAAUUGUUAGGAGUAAAUAUGCUUUUUAAUAACUUACCAAAUGAUCUGUGAGAUGAUUUUCAUGUGACAGUAUUGCCUUUGUGAUAACGAAUUGGUAGCCAGUAACAUCUGAAUGCCUAUCACUGAAUGAAUCAAUGCUGGACAUCAUGUUUACAUGACCUAAAAAAAUUUAUUAUAAUGUCAAUAUUAUAUAUGUUGUUUUUUUUUUAAUCUAUCUACUUUGUCAAUAUUUUGAUUUGAGAGAUGGGGAGGACUGGGGGGUGGUUCAAUAAUAAAAUUGCAAUGAAUACCAUUAUGGAAAAAAAAAAAAAUCCCAGUCUUUACCAAGUUUCAAACCUGGUACUGCCCCUACAACAUAUCUUUCCAAAAUAUUUUUUACUUUUGUUAUAAAAUAUUAAAAUAAAUAACCUUCGAUUCUGCCGGACACCUUUACUUGAUGUUGGUUUUGCGGCUCUGCCUUGUUUGCAUACUAAUUUUAGCCACUCAUACUGGAUAGACACUUUAGCUGGAUGUCCAUUGAUAAGCUAAAAAAAAAUAAAAAAAUAUUAAGAUUUAGCACUUAUAAAUUAUUUGUAGGGAAAGUAAUUCUCUUUUUAGUAGUCAUAUUAAAUUUAAGAGAUGUAUACUAAUUAUAAAACAUUCUAAACUUAAGGAGAGGUUCAUCUUGAUCAGAAAUUUAUCAAAACUAGUUGGUUGGUACGGUAACUCAGCCUGAUAAAAAAACAACUUAGAAAAUUGUGUGUCUUUUUUGUAGUUGCCAUGGUAAAGGCCGCCAUCUUUUUUUGUUUAUGAUUUGAAAAAUGGUGAGACUUUUGAACAAAUUGAAAAAAGACUCUUUUUUUUUCCUUUUGCAGUAGGAAACAUGAUUCUAUAAUGUAACACUUCAACAUUUAUUACAAUUCUUUUUUUUUUUAGCGAUUUCAGACAAUAAGAUGAACAUCAUGAAAUGUUUUUAAACAAUUUCUCUGUUAAAGUACUAACAUAUAUCUUUUUGUUUCAACUUUCAUGCAAAUAUCUUAAAUGGUUGUAAAGUUUUAUCAAUUUUAGUUUUGGUAUUUUCAGAAAAAUAUUAUUUUAAGAAAAAU
Biomphalaria glabrata is the source of this 4745-nucleotide messenger RNA. Its product is annotated as beta-1,3-glucosyltransferase-like. The record is from RefSeq and is a predicted model, not a curated record. Lineage: Eukaryota; Metazoa; Mollusca; Gastropoda; Planorbidae. The transcript has 13 exons. Gene Ontology annotation, molecular function: acetylglucosaminyltransferase activity. Bases 130 to 1614 code for a protein of 494 amino acids. Gene Ontology annotation, cellular component: membrane.